This is a messenger RNA of Pomacea canaliculata, 2931 nucleotides long. RefSeq lists its product as uncharacterized. The record is from RefSeq and is a predicted model, not a curated record. Bases 269 to 2782 code for a protein of 837 amino acids. The transcript has 3 exons. Gene Ontology annotation, cellular component: cytoplasm; nucleus. Lineage: Eukaryota; Metazoa; Mollusca; Gastropoda; Architaenioglossa; Ampullariidae. Gene Ontology annotation, molecular function: protein binding.
GCAUGUGAAGGGAGAUAACCUGUAGUGAGCAAACCCGUUGCAGCAGACGGACAAUAUAGAUCAGAAAAGUCUGUGAGGCGGAUUGUUGGAAAUACUGCCAGUUGAAAGAACAAAAGUUUCAUAGUUUUAGAGAACAGGUGGUUUCAGGGUAUCUUUCUGGCUCUUAUUUUCCAAGUGACAGAAACAGUCAAGACAAAGCUACAAAAAAUUUCUUACAGAGGAUAAAGACACAUGCAAAUUGUUAUAAAAUUUCUAGAAAGAGAGGUGAAUGGCUUCAGUAAUCACUUCUGAUGCUGAAUGCAUCUUGUGUAAGUGUAUAGAUGCAGGAGACUUGGAAGGUGUCAAAUGGUACCUUAAGGAUGUAAAUGCUGCACCUCGCUUUUGCACUUGCCCUGAGAACAGUUCAGUGUAUAAACUCAUUAAAUUUUACCAAAAUUUUCUCAGUGCAUCACGGGAAGAUCACGUGCUGAAAUCAGAUGUAUGGAAAAGCCCCUCAGUUUUUAGCUCAAGCAAAAGAACAGAUGUGCUGGAAAUUAUAGCUAACUUACUGGGAGCAGGAGUAAGGAUCAAUUAUAGGACAGGUGUGGAAACACCACUCAUGGCUGCUCUUUCAACUCACGAUGAACACCUCCUUGGCAUGAUGCUUGACUUUGGGGCAGAUGUUAACAUGCAGGAUAGCUCAGAGGACAUAAAUGCACUUGGACUGGCAAUUCUGCUGAAUGAAGUCUCUUUAGUGGAACUUUUGUUAAAACAUGGAGGUCAAGUCAAUGCCCCAUGUUGUGGCAGCCUUGUACCUAUACAGCUGGCAUUAAAUAAGAACCCAGCUGUUUCGGACAUGCUAAUCCAGUAUGGUGCAGACUUGCACUUCCUUAGCACUAUCUCACCUGGCAGUGAGUUGUUCACCAUCAACUGUCCAUUGGUCAUUGCUAUUAUCAGGAGAAAUGCCCACCUGGCAGAACUACUGUUAGAUCAUGGUGAAGAUGUGGAUCAAGCAUAUGGAGACAGCCUGGAAUCACCUAUUCAUCUAGCUAUCCGAGAAGAUGACGAAGAGAUGGUCAAAGUGUUAAUUCACUUUGGGGCCAAUCUCAACAAAGCUAGCACUCAAGGUCAUACCCCUCUGGGCCUGGCUUUGACCCUUGCUCAGCCUAGAGGAACUGCAAUUGCAAAAAUACUGGUGCGAUCAGGAGCUUUUCCUAAUAAGAAAACUAUUAUUUCCUUUUUCCAGAAGAUCUAUACACCUUUACAUAUUGCCUGUUUUAAAGGUAAUUUUGAAUUUGUGAAGUUUCUUGUGGAAGAGGCAUUCAUACAAAAUGAUAAAUUUCUGGGAGAUUAUUUGGAAGAAACAGCAUCAGAAAUAUUAAUCCCGUCUUCAAGUUGGAAUAACUUUCGAUAUUACAGAAAGCAAGGAGGGCAAGUUGAUAUAUUUGGGCGACCAAGAAUUCCUUCUAGAUUUUCACCAAGACGAAUGUUUAACAGGAAUACAUUCUUCAAUCUUUAUGAAAGGGCUGGCCUGGAUCCCCCAUGCAGCAGAUACAGUACUGGAAAUGAUGUCUCUGGCAUAUCAGCCUCAUCAGAUCAACCAGCAGAAGUCAGGCUUUUACAGCCAGAUUUGUCCUUGAGAUCUCAUAAUGAUGAUGGAUAUUCUUCAAAUCAUUUAAAUGAUCUAGGCUCUUCCAGACUUUCAAGCACUUCCCAUCCCAAAGAACAAGAACUAGAUAAUGAUAAAACUGGUACAAGAUGGGCAGAAACAGCUGUUAGUCAGCCAACUCAAAGCAGUGCAAAUGAAAAGCACGAUGACACUCAUGAUGCCUUAGCACAGGUCAAUAAUGCAGAUGGUUCAGAUUUCUUGCUAGAUUCUUUACAUGCAAAACCUGAAGCAGACAGAGAAAGUCAAGAAAUUAAGGAAGAAAUAACAGCCUCUGCAGAUGAUGACUUUGAAGCAAAUAUUCCUGGAACUAGUGCUUCUGUUGCAGUCCCUGUUGAUAGUCAACCUCAUGAAAACUCUCAAUUUGCUCUUGAAAAACUUGUUUUCCAGAAUGAAUUUGGUUCUAAAAGGGAAGAAGAAAGAAUCUUUGAAAACCUUCAACAUCUUGAACAAAAUUAUGCAAAACCAAUCGAGAAAAAUGUGCACAUGCAAGGUAAAAAUAACAACACGACUUCUAGAUCAGAAAUCGAGGUAAAGCAAAAAUGCCAAACACAGAGGCUAAGGCACUUGCUAAAUCAGGGAACUGUUGAUGGAUCAACACCACUUUUCAUGGCUGCUUUUAAUGGAGACCUCCAGAUUGUGGAAUACUUGCUUAAAGCAGGAGCAGAUGCUGACUUCUUCUGUGUGCAUGGAAACUUUUUUCAUGCUGCUGUUCUGAGUCAGAACAUAGAUGUGAUAAAGAAAGGCUUUGAAAUAGACUGUGAUAUCAAUCACUGCAACUCUUUUGGUAAUACUCCUCUAAUUUUAGUGAGUCGCAUUGAUCUCCCAGAAGCUUGUGAACUCCUGGUGACCAGGGGUGCUGAUAUGAAUGCACGUGACAGGUUUGGUGAGACAGCUCUCCUGGGUAGUGUGUACUUUGGCUGUGAGAAAAAUGCCAGGAUCUUGAUACAGCAUGGUUCUGCCAUAGAUGCAGUCGAUGACAACAGCACAUCAUCACUCUACUGGGCCUUCUUUAACAACCGUGAAGCCACACUCAAACUCCUCCUUCUGGCAGGGCACACUUCACUCCACAAAUGCUCAGCCAAUACCCUCGUAAUCUCCGUGUUAUGCACAACAUGCCCCUAUCAUCAUGGAUAAGGCAACACAUUAGCCAGCCAAGGUCACUGCAGGCUCUCAGUUGUUUAAGUGUUCGAAAUCACCUAAUUAACGUCAGCAAUGGCAGGAGCAUAUUGUGGAGAAUCGAAGCUUUGCCAAUCCCAAGUCGUCUCAAAGAUCUGCUGCUUUUA